Dictyostelium discoideum AX4 is the source of this 3702-nucleotide messenger RNA. RefSeq lists its product as hypothetical. Gene Ontology annotation, molecular function: structural constituent of ribosome. The record is from RefSeq and is a predicted model, not a curated record. The transcript has 2 exons. The coding region runs from base 1 to 3702 and encodes 1233 amino acids. Gene Ontology annotation, biological process: mitochondrial translation. Lineage: Eukaryota; Evosea; Eumycetozoa; Dictyosteliales; Dictyosteliaceae.
AUGUAUAGAAUUGGUUCAUCAAUUAAAAAAUCGAAUCAAAUUCGAUUAGCAACAAUAAGAACAACAACAAAUGUUGUUAUUAGAAAUUAUUGUUCAGAGACAUCAUCAACUCAACCACCACCACCAGAACAAGGACAAGAAACACCAAAACCAAUAAUUAAAAAAAAGAAACAAUCAAGAGAGAUCUUUUCAGAAUUUGUAGAUGAUGGUGAUGUUGUUGUUGAUCAUAGAAAACAUUCACAAAAGAAAGCAGUUGUCGAUCAAAGAACUCAAGAUUUCGAUAAAAUGCUCGCAAGUCUCACAAUGAAAGAUUUAAAGUUAAUGAGAUAUAGUGAUAAUCCAGAAACAUUUGAAUUAUUUUCACGUGAACAUUUUAACAUUAAUGAUGCUUUCGAAAUGAAUCUCACCACAAAAUCAUUAUUACAAAAACAAAAAGAAAAAGAACAAAAAGAAUUACCUGGUUCAUUAUUUAAAACUCAAAAAGUCAUUUAUGAUAAUUAUUCACAAAUUAAAUCUGAUCAUAUUGCAAAUGAAUUAAAUAAAUUUAAAGAAGAAUUUGAAAAACCAUUAGUUAGUGCAUAUAAUGAAGUUAUAAAUCAAUCAAAUUUAUUAUAUAGAACAAAGAGAGCAGAAGAAAGAUUAAUUAAAAAGAGAAUUGAAAAAGAGAGAAAAGAAUAUAAAUUGAGUGGUUUGGAGAAACAUUAUCGUGAUAUUGUUCAAGUUAGAAAUGCAUUAGAUUUUAGAGGAAAAACAAUAUUGGCAGGUUCAGAUGAAGAGGAUGCAUGGCAAAGAAUUUUGGAGAGAUCAGAGAUUACAGAUCCACAUAAUCUUUCCAGAUUACAUAUGAUGGAUGAAUAUAAUGAUUUAGGUUAUCAAACAGAGAUUACCGAGGAUUACAUUAAUCAAUUAUCAAUUGUACCAUUUGAUUUCGCAAAUCCAGCAUCCUAUUCAUCAAUGGUGAAUCUCAUUGAUCAACUCGUUCAAGUCGAUACUUAUCGUGAUCCUGAAGAGAUUGCCAGUCUUUUGGUUGCAGAGAAAUUGAGAGCAAUCAAAAAAGCCAACGAUCAAGGCACUGAAGAGGGUAAAAAAUUAUCAAAACUUCUUCAAUCUCAAUUGAUACUUGAGCUCAAGGCCGAUAGAUACUUGGAGACUUAUGAGUGUACAUUACCAGAAUUACCAACACCAGAGGAGAUUAAAAAAUUCACAAUCGAUGAACUUAAGGAAUUGGAAAUCGUUAGAAUGGCCGCAACACGUUUAGAACAAUAUCAAGAGGCCAAGAAUAGAAUUCACAUUUUGGAGGAUAAUACAAAACAAGAUAAAAUCGACAACUAUAAAUUCUAUCAACAAAUGAAUGCACCAUCAGUUGCCAAUUCAAGAGAUGCUACAAAUUUAUUGACAGUUGGUGAAAUGUCAUUGAAAGCUGGUACUAGACCAUCAACCGAAGAUGAGAUCAUUGAUCUUCUUCCACAUGAUGAAGAGGUCCGUGAAGAACAUGAAGAUGAUUUAGUCGAUGAUGAAAAGGUUGUUGCAACCACCAAUGAAGAAGAACCAUCUCAAGAAGUUGAAGAAUCUGAACCAGUUCCAGAUAUUGAAGAUCCAUUUGCAAUUAACAAAGAUUUCUUUGAUAAGAAUGGUAGAUUCCUUUUAUCUGAUAAAAUUGAAGCUGAAGAACAAGAACAAGAGGAUUUGAUUAAAGAUGAUGAUGUCGCAAUUGAAAAUGUUGAAUCUCUUAUCACUGAAGAGUCUGUUCCAAUUGCAGUUGAAGAGUCUGUAACAACUGUAGUUGAAGAGUCUGUAACAAAGCCUCCAAAAUUCUUAGAAAGAUUCGCUGAAAAAGGAAAAUUACCACCAAUCAGAAAUAGCAAUAAAGACAGUGUUAGACAAAUCGCAGAAUCAUUGUUUAACAUUAAUUUCGACUAUCAAGAGGAACUCGAUGAAAUUGAUGGUAGAAUGGACGCUAUCGAUGCAUUCCAUGAAAACCAAGAAGAAUUACCACUUGAUGAAAGAGAGGGUGAAUUGGAUGAAGAUAUUGUUAGACCAUUACCAUCAACCUUACCAGAUCUUAAAGCACUCUCUGCAAAGAUUAGAAAGAAUGAAGAGGAAUCAUUGAAUAUGAUCGCCAAUAAAUACAUCAACCAAGAAGUCAAUGAAAAAACUGCAACCGAAGUAUUGGAUCAAAUCUAUGAAGCUUACAAAACCAAUAAUCUCUUUGAUAAGGAUAUCAUUGAACACGAUAAAAACACCAUUAGAGAAGCAAAUGGUGACGUUGCAAUUCCAGAAUCUAUGUACUUUGAAUAUGAUACCACCUUUAGUGAUUUGGUCGAUAGAGAUGUCAUCUUUAAAAUGCCACUCAAAGAUACUGAUCUUGUUAGAGUUUUAACUCAUCAACUCACUGAAACUGGUCUUUUGAAACAAGAGAAAGUUUUGAAACAUAAUACUGAUGAUAUGCCAGUCUCAAAGGAAUUGGUUGAAUCAAAUCCAGAUGCUUUCCCUGAUUUCGUAAAGGAAAUCAUUGAUCAAAAUCCAAAUGAUUCAACUGAUAUGCCAAUAACUCGUGAAUAUAUUGAAACUUAUGAUCCACUCAUUAAAGAGUUUAGAGAGAAAAUGUCAAUUACAAAGAAUAAAGAUGGUAGUGUCGUUGAAGAAGUAAUUGAAGAAGAACUCAUAAAAGAUGAAAAUGAAGAAGAAGAAGAUGAAGAUGAAGAAGAUGAAGGUGAUAACAAACAAAGAGUAAUUGAAAGAAGUGAUGAAGUUCAUGAUGAAAUUUAUGAUGAAAGACGUCUUUACAUUAAUCUUAGACCACAAAUUAAAGAUGAAGGUGUUAUCUCUGUACCAACAUCUACUAAAAAGAUAACCAAACCUAUUGAAAAGGAUGGAAUUGAUAAUAAUGAUGGCUGGUUAAUGGGUAAACCAUUCAAUAUGUUAAAUUACAGAUUAAAUAAUCAACCAAAUAAAUUACCAAUGGAUAAUGUACAAAGUGAAGGUGAACGUGUACCUGGUGAGGAUGAACCAGAUAUAUUAGUCGAAGAAUUAGCCGAUGAAGAAGAUGAAGAAUUUAAAGAUUUAAGUCCAAGUUUUGACCAACAACCAAAAAUAUUCGAACAAACUGAUCUCUAUUAUUACCUUCAACAAGGUAAGAAUCAAGAAUGGUUUAGACCUGAAAAAAUCAGUGAUAAAGAUAUCACCUCACUUGAACGUCGUCAAACUUGGUAUCCAAGACAACACAUCAAAACUUAUCCAUUCGAAUUCAUUAGCUCUCACAAUACCACCGAUCAAACUAUUGAAGAUAGUUGGGUCAAUAGAAAAGCCGUAUUAAAAGUUAACAUCUCUGCUUUCAAUUUAUCAAAGACCGUUCAAGAUAGAUUAGCUCAAUUAACCGCUAAUCGUUAUGACCCACAAAAGAAAGUACUCACUUUGGUCGCCAACAAUCACAAAACACUUCCAGAAAAUAAAUAUGAAGUUAAGAGAUUAUUCAAAGAAUUAUUACAUGAAGCAAGUUUAGCUGAUCCAAAUUUCGUCUCUGUUAGAACUGAUAACUAUAAAGCUCCACAACCACAAUCCUUUGUACCUUCUCAAGCCGCUAAAAAUCAAACUAGAUUCAAUCUCUAUCGUUUACAAGGUUUCCCACUUUUAAAUAAUCAACAAAGACAACAUAUGGAACUUUAUUCACAUAUAAGAUCACAUUUAGAUUCAACUUUAUAA